GAGCCGCAGCCGGUCCCCGGAGCCCCGCGGGCAGCCCCCAGCCCGGACCCCCCACAGCCUGCGCUCGCGUCCCCCGGGCCGGCCGGGCCACCUGAGCGCCGGAGCGGCCGCGGGGCAUGAGGCGCGGGCGCGAUGUCGGUGCCGCUGCUCAAGAUCGGGGCUGUACUCAGCACCAUGGCCAUGGUCACCAACUGGAUGUCGCAGACGCUGCCCUCCCUCGUGGGGCUCAACGGCACCGUGUCCCGCGCGGGCGCCUCGGAGAAAAUCACCCUCUUCCAGAGCCCAGAGGAGGGUUGGCAGCUGUACACCUCGGCCCAGGCGCCCGAUGGGAAAUGUAUCUGCACGGCCGUGAUCCCCGCACAGAGCACUUGCUCCCGGGAUGGGCGGAGUCAGGAGCUGCGGCAGCUGAUGGAAAAGGUCCAAAAUGUCUCCCAGUCCAUGGAGGUCCUUGAGUUGCGGACGUACCGUGACCUCCAGUACGUGCGCAGCAUGGAGACCCUCAUGCGGGGCCUGGACACGCGGCUCCGGGUGGCCGAUGGGUCCCUCUCAGCCAAGAGCUUCCAGGAGCUGAAGGACAGGAUGACGGAACUGUUGCCCCUGAGCUCAGUCCUGGAGCAGUACAAGGCGGACACGCGGACCAUCGUACGCCUGCGGGAGGAAGUGAGGAAUCUGUCUGGCAGCCUUGCGGCCAUCCAGGAAGAGAUGGGAGCCUACGGAUAUGAGGACCUGCAGCAGCGGGUGAUGGCCCUGGAGGCUCGGCUUCACGCCUGUGCCCAGAAGCUGGGCUGUGGGAAGCUGACGGGGGUUAGUAACCCCAUCACCAUCCGGGCCAUGGGGUCCCGCUUUGGCUCCUGGAUGACCGACACAAUGGCUCCCAGUGCGGACAACCGGGUCUGGUACAUGGAUGGCUAUUACAAGGGCCGGCGGGUCCUGGAGUUCCGCACCCUCGGAGACUUCAUCAAGGGCCAGAACUUCAUCCAGCACCUGCUGCCCCAGCCGUGGGCGGGCACAGGCCACGUGGUGUACAACGGCUCCUUGUUUUAUAACAAGUACCAGAGCAACGUGGUGGUCAAGUACCACUUUCGCUCGCGCUCCGUGCUGGUGCAGAGGAGCCUCCCGGGGGCGGGCUACAACAACACCUUCCCCUACUCCUGGGGUGGCUUCUCCGACAUGGACUUCAUGGUGGACGAGAGCGGGCUCUGGGCCGUGUACACCACCAACCAGAAUGCGGGCAACAUCGUGGUCAGCCGGCUUGACCCGCACACCCUGGAGGUCGUGAGGUCCUGGGACACCGGCUACCCCAAGCGCAGCGCCGGUGAGGCCUUUAUGAUCUGCGGCGUGCUCUACGUGACCAACUCCCACCUGGCCGGGGCCAAGGUCUACUUCGCCUACUUCACCAACACGUCCAGUUAUGAGUACACGGACGUGCCCUUCCACAACCAGUACUCCCACAUCUCCAUGCUGGAUUACAACCCCCGGGAGCGGGCCCUGUAUACCUGGAACAACGGCCACCAGGUGCUCUACAAUGUCACCCUCUUCCACGUCAUCAGCACCGCCGGGGACCCCUAGGGGCUGCCAAGUGAGGGCCACUGGGGGUCCGCCGGGGGCCCUUUCCACCCUGCCUGUGCCCCUAAGAGUUGAUCUGUCUCUAUCGUGUCCUCUCUCUCUCUCCUCCUCCUCCCUGUACUUUCUUCUCUCCCUAGCCUUUAUUCUCCAUUUCUAUCAAUGCGUUUUCUCAUUUUUGUCUCUUCUUUAUGGAUCUCUGCUUUUAAUACUCCAUUUCUUUGUCUUUCUGCCUUUUUAUGGAUUUGCCUCUGUCUCUUUCUGCCUCUUAUCUUUUUAUUGAUCUGACUCUCCUGUUCUCUUUCCCUGUCUCUGUCUCUUUGGCUUUUUCUCUCUCCCCCUACCUCCGUUUCCUCCUCCUUCCUUCACCCCACACCCCCAUCCCAAGGAGUUGAGUGCAUGGAUAUGUUUUUUUUUUUUUUAUUUACGUUUUCUCUUUCCGGGUUGCCAGAAUAAAAGGGACCUUUGACAUUU
Molecule: messenger RNA, 2037 nt
Organism: Choloepus didactylus (southern two-toed sloth)
Lineage: Eukaryota; Metazoa; Chordata; Mammalia; Pilosa; Megalonychidae
Gene: OLFM2
Product: olfactomedin 2
Exons: 6
Coding region: 133-1569 (478 amino acids)
Biological process (GO): signal transduction
Source: RefSeq, a predicted model, not a curated record